CUCAUCUUUUUUCUUAUCAAAUAAAAUACCAGCGCGAAAUACAAACGACUCCAGUAUAUGGAUUUGCGCGAAAUAAUUAGAAAAGGAAAUGUUAUAAAUAACUAGAUGCGUCUGAUUUAUCUUUGCGUGAUCCUGAUCUAUUUCAUUGCUCCUUUUGAGUCGAAAUGUUGUCUUUACCCUACUUUUAUGAGGAAAGUUGGCAUUUUUACAUUUAGGAGUGUCAUUGUAUGACUAAUGUAUUUGUUCAUUCAUUCUUUGUGCUUACUUGUGUGUUUGAAUCCUCGAAAAAUGUUGUCUUUGAGUAAUCCUGAUCUAUUUCUUCGGUCUUUUUUACUCGAAAAAUGCUGUCUUUACCCUACUCUUUUUAUGAAGAAAGUUAGCAUCUUUACAUUUGGGAGUUUCAUGGUAUGACUAAUGUAUUUGUUCAUACAUUCUUUGUGUUUGCCUUGUGUGUUUGAAUCCUCAUGCUGGAGACAGUUGUUUUCAAAAAAAUUGUAUCUUGAGCUCUUCAGAAUUGGGAUUGUCCUGAACAUUGUGAAUGUUUCUCAUUUUUGAAUUGUUUCAGUUUGUGAGCCUUCUAACCAGUAUCCUCAAGAUUUAACAAGAAGCUAUUUUUUUAGUAUCAUUUUAUAGUUUUUUUUGUUUGCUUGUGUGUUGUACUGUUGUUGUGUGGCAGGCUAAACUAUGGGCUGGACUAUAAGGGGAAUGUUUGUGGUGAAAGACAUGGUGAUCAGGAUCUACGUGAAUUGGAAAUCAGAUACUGGUUCAAAUUCGAGCUCUCCAAUGCUCGGAGUAUUUGCUUGAUGGACUGUCCCGUCCCGUCCCAUCCCAUCCGAAGACUCCCUCAAUUGGGUCUGUGAUUAUCCGGAAGGAGAUAUCCGUAUAUGAUUGGAUUGAUAGAAAUUAUGAUUAUUUUGCGGACUUAACCCCUGAACUCAGGAACACUUCUCUUCAGCUGCAGGGUCCAUGCUAUCCUAUCCUGUUAUAUUUCCUAGUGUCAAUGUUCAUUGCACGUGCGUCAAAUGUAUGUUUGAACCACUGGGAGCAGAUGGGUGGGGUGAAAGUUAUAGAGGAUAUCGCCAUAGACCGAUCUAUCCACAAAUCGGUUAACUCUAGGCCAUCAGUACUAAAGUACUCUUGGCUGGACACACACACAUACAAAUCUGCACACAACAAGAUCACAUCCCCUCUGUUUCCUGUUUGCUGGGGAUUCGGUUACAUUGUGGAGAUGUCUAUCGACACGAUGAUCCUUUCUUUCUGUCAGGACUCAGACAAACACCAAGGAACUGCUCAGUAUGUUCCUCCUUUGCUUAUCGAGACUCUCAACGACCAAGAUGAGAUGCAAAGAUUGACACAAUGAGCAUUUUGGUUCUGUGCAUGUUUUCUGUUUCAUAUUAGCUUAAAUUAAACCACUUUUGCUUCUCUCAUUUUUUUUGGUAACCAGCUUUUUACAACCAUGUAUGGUCCCUUCUUUCAUAUAAUACAUAACCAAUAUGCCAAGGUGUGAUUCGAGGUA
Molecule: messenger RNA, 1516 nt
Organism: Salvia splendens (bonfire salvia)
Lineage: Eukaryota; Viridiplantae; Streptophyta; Magnoliopsida; Lamiales; Lamiaceae
Product: choline transporter protein 1-like
Exons: 4
Coding region: 1001-1360 (119 amino acids)
Source: RefSeq, a predicted model, not a curated record